CCUAGUUUGUACAAAACUUUUUUAACGAUAGUGUGUUCAAAACAAAACAACAUUGUUGCGAUUUCGUUGGGGGCGUGGCCGCACCAACUCCGAUCCAGUGCAACAAGAACGCAGCACGCGGAGCGCCGAAGAAAAGCAGGAAAAGCCGAGGAAACCCAAAGAUAAUCCUAACGAAAUGAAGAGCAAUGUUGGUCAAGGGGGGUACGCCCCACCGGGAUUCGGAUCCGGAUUCCAGCCGAAUGCUCCGCCCGCCGAAGGAUUUGGAUACCCGCCGCCCAGUGGCGGCCACUCCAGUCCGUAUCCCCCUGGUCCCGGUCCCCAGCAGCCGCCGCCGCCCAUGAAUUACGGCUUUUCGCCGGGUCCCCAGCAAGCCGGUUACGCUCCAGUUCCCCAGAUGCCGCCGUACGGAGAGACCCCGCCCUACGGAGCCGGGCAACCACCCUAUGUGGGCGGCCCGGGUGGACAGCCACCCUAUGUGGGUGGUCCGGGUGGCCAGCCACCCUACAUGGGAGGAGGAGGUGGCCCACCACCGCCACAGGGCUUCGGAGGAUAUCCCCCAGGACCUGCAGGACCCGGAGGACCGCCACAUGGAUUCGGCGGAUAUCCACCGGGACAGCCGCAACAGCCCAUCAUCACGCAGCCGGGAAUGGGUCCUCAAGGUCCGGGAAUGCCACCUGGAGUGGCACCCGGAGGACCAGGAGGAGACUGGAUGAGUAUACCUACCGGAAUUCCGAACUGUCCGCGCGGAUUGGAAUACCUUACGACUAUCGACCAGCUUUUGGUUAAGCAGAAGGUCGAGCUGCUCGAGGCCUUCACCGGCUUCGAGACCAACAACAAGUUCUCGAUCAAGAACGCGCUGGGUCAGAAGGUCUACUUCGCGGCGGAGGACAACGACUGCUGCACGCGCAACUGCUGCGGUCCUGCGCGUCCCUUCGACAUGCGGGUCUUCGACAACUUCCAGCAGGAGGUGAUCCACAUGCACCGACCGCUGGCCUGCUCCUCCUGUCUGUUUCCCUGCUGCCUGCAGAGCAUCGAGGUCUCGGCACCGCCGGGCAACGUCAUCGGCACCAUCGAACAGGAGUGGUCCAUCUGCUCGCCUUCGUUCAGGAUCCUCAAUCACGUUGGCGACACGGUGAUGCGCAUCGAGGGACCCUUCUGCACCUUCUCGCUCUGCGGCGACGUUGAGUUCAAUGUUGUAUCGCUCACCGGCGAGAAGGUUGGCAAGAUCUCGAAGCAGUGGUCGGGCUUGGCACGUGAAGUAUUCACGGAUGCGGACUUCUUUGGCAUCAGCUUCCCGCUGGAUCUGGAUGUGCGCAUGAAGGCCGUUCUGCUGGGCGCCACAUUCCUGAUUGAUGCCAUGUUCUUCGAGAAGUCUGGAAACCGCGAGACUGAUGGACCCGGAAUGUUAUAGGAACCAAGUGGUGGCUUGUUCGUCGACUGCCUGUGCGGGAUGGUCAACUGCUGCAUCGAGGAUUAGGUGUUGUGCAUUGUUUUAGGUUGCCGCUUCAUCCAAAUAUCUUCCCACUGAACUGUCGCGUACUAGUCUUCUGUACCAAAAGCUUAUUUAUGGAAAUGGAAUCGCACUAAUGGAACUCAUCGUUAAACUUGAUAAUCAAACUGGAAAUCGAACCUAUUCAACUCAGGCUUCCUUCAGACGGAACAUCGCCAGUAUAUGAAACUAAUUUUAGGUUUUGAAGCAUUUUGUGCAGUUUCGCCUCAUUUACGACAAACGUGCUUCAUUCAUGAAUUUACAACGACACACUCUCAAGCAAAACUAACUAACGAGCUACUCGUUAUUAAACCAUGUACUUUAAUCUGUAUUUUGAGUGUCUUAUGUAUAGAAAUAUAUACGAUAUAUACGCCAA
Molecule: messenger RNA, 1865 nt
Organism: Drosophila ficusphila
Lineage: Eukaryota; Metazoa; Arthropoda; Insecta; Diptera; Drosophilidae
Gene: scramb1
Product: phospholipid scramblase 1
Exons: 5
Coding region: 176-1411 (411 amino acids)
Biological process (GO): plasma membrane phospholipid scrambling
Cellular component (GO): plasma membrane
Molecular function (GO): phospholipid scramblase activity
Source: RefSeq, a predicted model, not a curated record